AUGUCGACCCCCGAACAAGCGCCCGAUGGCGCAUCAAUCGCUGCGAUCCAACAACCUCCACCCAAGAAGAUCGACCCUAUAUACUACAAUUGGAGCAGUACCUUCAACAUAAUGCUCGGCCGCAUGACGGGAAGCCGAGACAUCGAGUUGGAGAAGGGCUACUUCGAGGAGCUAGACACACUAAAAGCCGACUCAAUAUGCAAAAGAUGCGAGGUCAACAAGGAAUACCUACUACAAUACUCGCCUAUCGUCCGCUUCCUGAAAGAUGAGGUCUAUAAGCUAGGUGGCGAUUUAAACGGGCAGAACAUACUGUGUCGGAUGUGCACGAAUGAGCAGAGCGGCGGCUUCAGCCUCGACCACGGCAUUCUACUCUGCGCAAACAAAUUUCGCAACCGCGGCCACCAGGAGGAUACCAUGGCCCACGAAAUGGUUCACGCUUGGGAUCACCUCAAAUGGAAGGUUGAGAGCGACAAUUUGCGGCACCAGGCGUGCUUGGAGAUUAGGGCGUCGACGUUGAGUGGAGAGUGUAGAUUUUCCCGCGAAUUCUUCACGCGCAAUCAGUGGUCUAUCACAGAACAGUUACAGGCCUGCGUGCGGCGGCGUGCUACGCUGAGUAUGAUGGCGCGGCCGGGUAUCAAGAAUCAAGAGCAUGCGGGCAAGGUCGUGAAUGAGGUUUGGGAUAGCUGUUUUAGGGACACAAGGCCGUUCGAUGAGAUCUAUCGAUGAUUGGGAAGAGACGGGAGGCUGGAAAUAGACAUGGCCGAUGUACAAGGAAUGUAUCGAUAGUACUGUAUAAUGCAC
This is a messenger RNA of Cucurbitaria berberidis CBS 394.84, 801 nucleotides long. Its product is annotated as mitochondrial inner membrane protease-like protein ATP23. The coding region runs from base 1 to 726 and encodes 241 amino acids. Lineage: Eukaryota; Fungi; Ascomycota; Dothideomycetes; Pleosporales; Cucurbitariaceae. Gene Ontology annotation, cellular component: extrinsic component of mitochondrial inner membrane. The record is from RefSeq and is a predicted model, not a curated record. The transcript has a single exon. Gene Ontology annotation, molecular function: metalloendopeptidase activity. Gene Ontology annotation, biological process: mitochondrial protein processing; mitochondrial proton-transporting ATP synthase complex assembly.